This is a messenger RNA of Colletotrichum destructivum, 509 nucleotides long. RefSeq lists its product as uncharacterized. NCBI's taxonomy places the organism in Eukaryota, Fungi, Ascomycota, Sordariomycetes, Glomerellales, Glomerellaceae. Bases 116 to 463 code for a protein of 115 amino acids. The transcript has 2 exons. The record is from RefSeq and is a predicted model, not a curated record.
ACAUCCAACCAACAAACCCCCAUAGCCCCCAAGCCUCCUCGGCGAAUUUUUAGGCCAACAGCCGAAACUUGCCGGACCCCUUCAUUCUCCCUCAACCAUAGUCCUCAUCAUCACCAUGGAUCGAUACCCCUGCGUCAACAGGUAUAAGCACGGCGUUGACUGCCCCGGUUGGGUCAACGUCCAUAAUGCCCGUUGUGAAGACUUACAACCGACAAUCUUCGAGAUCUUAACGGCGAACAAAGGUUUCAAAAGGCAAGCCGUGUCUGCUACGACGCCGCGGAAACCUGCCCUGGAGAGUGCUGCGAGGGGGCAUGCAUCCGCUGAGAUCGAGAGGAAAAAAGGCUACCACCCGCACAGGAUUAGCCUCCAGCCUGCCUCGAUGCUCAAGGAAUGGGCAGGCGGAUUGCGCAGUGAAGGGUUGGACCGGCAGAACUUGGGUCAGCCUGUACACAUCGUCCUCUAAGGUGGCAUAAUAGGUGUUAAUCGGUAGCCAAAGACGCACGUUCUCC